CAUCCCGAGUGACCCCGGAAGUGGCGCGGGCCGCCGGAAGCAGGGCGAGCGCUUCCGGAAAACCUGAGCGUCACCAUGACAAUCCCCGGCACGUGACCCAGAGCCAGCAGCGGCCCCCUCGCGCCGCCAGCGCAGGCAUGGACGAUGGCUUCCUCAUGGAGGUGUGCGUGGACUCGGUGGAGUCUGCCGUCAACGCGGAGCGCGGAGGUGCCGGCCGGAUCGAGCUGUGCGCGGGGCUGGUGGAAGGGGGGACCACCCCCAGCAUGGGGCUGCUGCAGGUGGUGAAGCAGUGCGUGAGGGUCCCGGUGUUCGUGAUGAUCCGGCCUCGCGGGGGAGAUUUUCUGUACUCGGACCGCGAGGUGGAGGUGAUGAAGGCCGACAUCCGCCUGGCCAAGCUGCACGGGGCCGACGGGCUGGUGUUCGGGGCCCUCACCGAGGAUGGGCGCAUCGACACCGAGCUCUGCACGGCGCUGCUGGCCGUGUGCCGUCCCCUGCCAGUCACAUUUCAUCGCGCCUUUGACAUGGUACACGACCCUGUGGUGGCACUGGAGACCCUGAUUUCUCUGGGGUUUGAGCGGGUGUUGACCAGUGGCUGCGACAGCUCAGCGCUGGAAGGAUUGUCCUUAAUUAAGAGGCUUGCGGAGCAGGCAAAGGGCAGAAUCGUGGUGGUGCCAGGGGGUGGCAUCACAGAGCGCAACCUGCAGAGGAUUCUGGAAGGCUCCGCUGCUUCUGAGUUUCACUGCUCUGCUCGCUCAGCCCGGGACUCGGGCAUGAAGUUCAGAAAUCCGAACAUCACUAUGGGAGCGUCCUUCUCCGCCCCUGAAUACUCCAUAAAGGUGGCAGACGUGGCCAAAGUGAGGACCCUGAACGCGAUUGCAAAGAACAUUCUGUAGUGGAAGGUACCGUGCUGGGACAAGAGCACUGAGACUCCAGGGUCUUCCCUGCCACAUGGACAGAUGGAUACUGCUUCCAUCCUCAGGCUGUAGAGGAUGUGAACUAGGUGACGAAGCCUGACAUCUCUUCCCUUGGCUUCCCCUGAAUCACCAGUCCCUGGCCUGGAAACUUAUGUUGGCCAUUUUAAAUAAAAGGACUCAUUCCCAGAUGUUGCAGCAACAACUGUUGGGCAGUAUUUGGGAGAAAGGGAGCUGAACAAGUUGGGGGAUUGAAUCGUGUAGCACUGCAUGUGAUUGUCAAAUAAACACUGCAGCUACCCCCUCUU
Molecule: messenger RNA, 1219 nt
Organism: Columba livia (rock pigeon)
Lineage: Eukaryota; Metazoa; Chordata; Aves; Columbiformes; Columbidae
Gene: CUTC
Product: cutC copper transporter
Exons: 9
Coding region: 138-893 (251 amino acids)
Molecular function (GO): copper ion binding
Source: RefSeq, a predicted model, not a curated record